AUGAUAAACUCAGAUUAAAUAAGAAAAUCAAGUUCCCAAAGAGCAACUUUAAGCACAAUGUAGAAUCAAAGAUUUUACUGUGGUUAAAAAUUAAAGACAUCUAAUAAAGAAUUCUUAAAAAGUUAUCGAAGUUAAGUUUCAUUCUCUGAAAUGUAUGAUAGUAAUUCUAGAGUGAGUAAUUUAUUUGAAAAAAUUAAAACUCAAAAUACAAAUAUUCGCUAAUAGGAGAAUAACCUUUUUUUCAAAGUUGAAGGAGCCAUAUUAGAAUUAUAUAACUAAUAUGAGCAAAAUUAUCAAGGUCUUGGAUCGCUUGACAAAAUUAAUUCAGUUUAAGAAAAUUUAUUAGUCGAAUUCAAAAAAUAAAAUAAUUAACUUAUCAAGACUUUUGAUGGAUUAAAGUUAUCAGAUUUAGAUUAAAAUGGAGUUAAUCAAAUAUAAAUUGAUCGAUACUAAUUUUAUUAUUUCAGAUUAAGAAUUUUAGAAAAACCUACUCCUAUUCAUAUUCACUUAUAACUACCAGAAUCAUUAUCAUUUUUAUUGUUUAAAUUGAUGCUAUCUGUAAAAAUUGAAUUUCCUACUAAAUUCAAUGCUGAUUAAAUAAUCUAAAGUAAUUAUGCAAAAGUUUAUUCAAGUAAUCCUUAAGCCCAUUAUUUUAAAGAGGAAUUUCUCUAUCUAACAUUUUAUUCUCAUGUUGAUUUCAUUUUAAAAUUAACUGUGCAUUUUGGAUAAUUAAAUGCUGAAAAAACCCCAUCUCGACGAAAUGAAUCCAGAUCUCCUAAUUUAAUGAUGGCUCAAAGUGAAAAUAUAAAAUUUAUUCAUUCUCCUGAAAGAAGGAUAGAUAAAAAAGGAAUCAAAUUAAAUACAUAUUAAUCAUCAAUGGAAAGAGAAACAGAAACUAGUAGAGUUUAAACUGAAAAUUCUGAUAAAAGAAAAUUUAUUAAAAUAAAACCAGUUCAAUCUAAGUUGAGCACUCUAUUAAUAUAAAUUGGAAAAGAAUUUACAGGUUUAACUAAAGAAGAAAGAUUAAAAAAGAUUGAAGAGCUUUAAACAUAAAAAAGAAUAGAAUUAGAAAAAGAUUAUGAAAUUAAAUAAAAAACUUUUUUUUAUGUAUUAGAAAAAAGAAAAUUAUAAAUUGAGUAGAAUUCAAUAAUAAAAAAACAAAAAAUUUAACUAGUUUAGAAAAACAAAAAAAAUACUUUUAGAGAAAGAUAAUAAUUUUUUAGAGAUAAGAUUUUAGUUUAAUAAUAAAUUUCUUAAUUUAGAGAGAUAGAACGUUCUUUUAGUAUUAGAAAAGCUUAUGCUUAUAAAUUAUCAUUAAGUUGGGGUAAAAUAAUAAAAUCCAUUCUUAUUUUUGAUAUUUUGUAUACUCUUAUAAAAGUAAAUGAUGAUUUUAAAUUUUUAGGAUAGUAAAAAAAAAUAGAAAGUUUAAGCUAGAGGUAAAUUAUUAGUUUGGACUAUUAAAACAAAAGCAUUAAUUUAGGCAAAAGAAUAUGGCUACACAACCAAAGAAAGAACAAUUACAAAAUGUUGUAUAGUUUUAAAAAUGGUAGCUUUCAAUUUAAAAAAAAAAAUAAAAAUAUAAUCCUAAGCAAUUUUGGUUAAAUAUUUUAUUUAAAUGAAAUUGGCAGUAACUAUAGUCCAUUAGCAUGAUAAGACAAUAAAAAAAAGUAGUAUAAAUUUUUAAUUUUAGUAAUCUAGAUCCAAAGGAAUUUUAGAACUUUAAAAUAAAAAAAAUUAACUUACAAAGAUAAAUUUUCUAAGCUUAUUAAAGAUAAUAUUAAUUAAAUUAUUGAUGAAUUGUAAAGAUAAUAUGGAAAAAAAACAUUUUAUGAUAUAAACGAUAAACCAAUAUAAUAGCUAGAUAUGUAUCAAAUAAUUUCAUUAUUUAAGAAUCUGCGUAAAUUAAUUGAUUGACGAAUAUUAAAAAUAAAAAAAGCAGAUAUGGUGUGAAUAUAUUAACAACAAAUUUUUUGAAAAAGAUUUCCAUAAAGUAUGAUAUAAUUAAUAAUUAGAAAAUGAAAGAUUUUGCUAUAAAUUUGAAAGAACCUUAAUUAUAUGAACUUCCUAAAAGAAAAGAAUUGAUAUCAAUAAUUGAAAAAUACGGUAAGAUUAAAAAAUUACUUUGA
This is a messenger RNA of Paramecium sonneborni, 2126 nucleotides long. The record is from the annotation of a GenBank genome assembly. Lineage: Eukaryota; Ciliophora; Oligohymenophorea; Peniculida; Parameciidae.